AUGCUGGAUUUAGAUCUAGAUGUGACCAGUAAGCUGUACCUGUGCUCAGUGUGUGUACCUUGCUCCGCAGAUGUGACCAGUAAGCUGUACCUGUGCUCAGUGUGUGUACCUUGCUCCGCAGAUGUGACCAGUAAGCUGUACCUGUGCUCAGUGUGUGUACCUUGCUCCGCAGAUGUGACCAGUAAGCUGUACCUGUGCUCAGUGUGUGUACCUUGCUCCGCAGAUGUGACCAAUGUGACCAGUAAGCUGUACCUGUGCUCAGUGUGUGUACCUUGCUCCGCAGAUGUGACCAGUAAGCUGUACCUGUGCUCAGUGUGUGUACCUUGCUCCGCAGAUGUGACCAGCCACGAAGACUUUUGUGAGGGGGAGGGGUCAAGCACCUAUCGCCUCCACUCCCAGGCUCCUAUCGCCUCCUCUCCCUGGCUCCUAUCGCCUCCUCUCCCUGGCUCCUAUCGCCUCCUCUCCCUGGCUCCUAUCGCCUCCUCUCCCUGGCUCCUAUCGCCUCCUCUCCCUGGCUCCUAUCGCCUCCUCUCCCUGGCUCCUAUCGCCUCCUCUUGCCUCCUCUCCCUGGCUCCUAUCGCCUCCUCUUGCCUCCUCUCCCUGGCGCCUAUCGCCUCCUCCUCCCUGGCUCCUAUCGCCUCCUCUUGCCUCCUCUCCCUGGCUCCUAUCGCCUCCUCUCCCUGGGUCCUAUCGCCUCCUCUUGCCUCCUCUCCCUGGCUCCUAUCGCCUCCUCUUGCCUCCUCUCCCUGGCUCCUAUCGCCUCCUCUCCCUGGCUCCUAUCGCCACCUAUCGCCUCCUCUCCCUGGCUCCUAUCGCCUCCUCUCCCUGGCCCCUAUCGCCUCCUCUCCCUGGCUCCUAUCGCCUCCUCUCCCUGGUUCCUAUCGCCUCCUCUCCCUGGCUCCUAUCGCCUCCUCUUGCCUCCUCUCCCUGGCUCCUAUCGCCUUCUCUUGCCUCCUCUCCCUGGCUCCUAUCGCCUCCUCUCCCUGGCUCCUAUCGCCUCCUCUUGCCUCCUCUCCCUGGCUCCUAUCGCUUCCUCUCCCUGGCUCCUCUCCCUGGCUCCUCUCCCUGGCUCCUAUCGCCUCCUCUCCCUGGCUCCUAUCGCCUCCUCUUGCCUCCUCUCCCUGGCUCCUAUCUCCUCCUCUUGCCUCCUCUCCCUGGCUCCUAUCGCCUCCUCUCCCUGGCUCCUAUCUCCUCCUCUUGCCUCCUCUCCCUGGCUCCUAUCGCCUCCUCUCCCUGGCUCCUAUCACCUCCUCUUGCCUCCUCUCCCUGGCUCCUAUCGCCUCCUCUUGCCUCCUCUCCCUGGCUCCUAUCGCCUCCUCUCCCUGGCUCCUAUCGCCUCCUCUCCCUGGCUCCUAUCGCCUCCUCUCCCUGGCUCCUAUCGCCUCCUCUCCCCGGCUCCUAUCGCCUCCUCUCCCCGGCUCCUAUCGCAUCCUCUCCCCGGCUCCUAUCGCCUCCUCUCCCCGGCUCCUAUCGCCUCCUCUCCCUGGCUCCUAUCGCCUCCUCUCCCUGGCUCCUAUCGCCUCCUCUCCCUGGCUCCUAUCGCCUCCUCUUGCCUCCUCUCCCUGGCUCCUAUCGCCUCCUCUUGCCUCCUCUCCCUGGCUCCUAUCGCCUCCUCUCCCUGGCUCCUAUCGCCUCCUCUUGCCUCCUCUCCCUGGCUCCUAUCGCCUCCUCUCCCUGGGUCCUAUCUCCUCCUCUUGCCUCCUCUCCCUGGCUCCUAUCGCCUCCUCUUGCCUCCUCUCCCUGGCUCCUAUCGCCUCCUCUCCCUGGCUCCUAUCGCCACCUAUCGCCUCCUCUCCCUGGCUCCUAUCGCCUCCUCUCCCUGGCCCCUAUCGCCUCCUCUCCCUGGCUCCUAUCGCCUCCUCUCCCUGGUUCCUAUCGCCUCCUCUCCCUGGCUCCUAUCGCCUCCUCUUGCCUCCUCUCCCUGGCUCCUAUUGCCUUCUCUUGCCUCCUCUCCCUGGCUCCUAUCGCCUCCUCUCCCUGGCUCCUAUCGCCUCCUCUUGCCUCCUCUCCCUGGCUCCUAUCGCAUCCUCUCCCUGGCUCCUCUCCCUGGCUCCUCUCCCUGGCUCCUAUCGCCUCCUCUCCCUGGCUCCUAUCGCCUCCUCUUGCCUCCUCUCCCUGGCUCCUAUCUCCUCCUCUUGCCUCCUCUCCCUGGCUCCUAUCGCCUCCUCUCCCUGGCUCCUAUCACCUCCUCUUGCCUCCUCUCCCUGGCUCCUAUCGCCUCCUCUCCCUGGCUCCUAUCGCCUCCUCUUGCCUCCUCUCCCUGGCUCCUAUCGCCUCCUCUCCCUGGCUCCUAUCGCCUCCUCUCCCUGGCUCCUAUCGCCUCCUCUUGCCUCCUCUCCCUGGCUCCUAUCGCAUCCUCUCCCUGGCUCCUCUCCCUGGCUCCUCUCCCUGGCUCCUAUCGCCUCCUCUCCCUGGCUCCUAUCGCCUCCUCUUGCCUCCUCUCCCUGGCUCCUAUCUCCUCCUCUUGCCUCCUCUCCCUGGCUCCUAUCGCCUCCUCUCCCUGGCUCUCCUAUCACCUCCUCUUGCCUCCUCUCCCUGGCUCCUAUCGCCUCCUCUCCCUGGCUCCUAUCGCCUCCUCUUGCCUCCUCUCCCUGCUCCUAUCGCCUCCUCUCCCUGGCUCCUAUCGCCUCCUCUCCCUGGCUCCCUCGCCUCCUCUCCCUGCUCCUCGCCUCCUCUCCCUGGCUCCUAUGCCUCCUCUUGCCUCCUCUCCCUGGCUCCUAUCUCCUCCUCUUGCCUCCUCUCCCUGGCGCCUAUCGCCUCCUCUCCCUGGCUCCUAUCACCUCCUCUUGCCUCGUCUCCCUGGUUCCUAUCGCCUCUCUCUCCCUGGCUCCUAUCGCCUCCUCUUGCCUCCUCUCCCUGGCUCCUAUCGCCUCCUCUCCCUGGCUCCUAUCGCCUCCUCUCCCUGGCUCCUAUCGCCUCCUCUCCCUGGCUCCUAUCGCCUCCUCUCCCUGGCUCCUAUCGCCUCCUCUCCCCGGCCCCUAUCGCCUCCUCUCCCCGGCUCCUAUCGCAUCCUCUCCCCGGCUCCUAUCGCCUCCUCUCCCCGGCUCCUAUCGCCUCCUCUCCCCGGCUCCUAUCGCCUCCUCUCCCUGGCUCCUAUCGCCUCCUCUCCCUGGCUCCUAUCGCCUCCUCUCCCUGGCUCCUAUCGCCUCCUCUUGCCUCCUCUCCCUGGCUCCUAUCGCCUCCUCUUGCCUCCUCUCCCUGGCUCCUAUCGCCUCCUCUCCCUGGCUCCUAUCGCCUCGCUCCUCUCCUGGCUCCUCUCGCCUCCUCUCCCUCCUAUCUCCUCCUCUGCCUCCUCUCUCCCUGCCUCCUCUGCCUCCUCUGCCUCCUCUCCCUGCCUCCUCUGCCUCCUCUCUGCUCCUCUGCCUCCUCUGCCUCUCUCUCCUCUGCCUCCUCUGCCUCCUCUGCUCCUCUGCUCCUCUGCCUCCUCUGCCUCCUCUGCCUCCUCUGCCUCCCUGCUCCUCUGCCUCCUCUGCCUCCUCUGCCUCCUCUGCCUCCUCUGCCUCCUCUCUCCCUGCUCCUCUCGCCUUCUCUCUGCCUCCUCUCCCUGGCUCCUCCUCUGCCUCCUCUCCCUGGCUCCUAUCGCUCCUCUGCCUCCUCUCUGGCUCCUAUCGCUCCUCCUCUGGCUCCUCUCGCCUGGCUCCUAUCGCCUCCUCUCCCUGCUCCUCUCGCCUCCUCUGCCUCCUCUCUCUGGCUCCUCUGCCUCCUCUGCCUCUCUCCCUGCCUCCUCUGCCUCCCUCUGCUCCUCUGCCUCCUCUGCCUCCUCCUGCUCCUCCUCCUGCCUCCUCUGCCUCCUCUGCCUCCUCUGCCUCCUCUGCCUCCUCUGCCUCUCCUCUGCCUCCUCUGCCUCCUCUGCUCCUCUGCCUCCUCUCCUCUGCCUCCUCUGCCUCCUCUGCCUCCUCUGCUCUCCUCUCCCCGGCUCCUCUGCCUCCUCUGCCUCCUCUGCCUCCUCUGCCUCCUCUGCCUCCUCUGCCUCCUCUGCCUCCCUCUGCCUCCUCUGCCUCCUCUGCCUCCUCUGCCUCCUCUGCUCCUCUGCCUCCUCUCGCCUCUGCCUCCUCUGCCUCCUCCUGCUCCUCUGCUCCCUCUCCUCCUCCUCUGCCUCCUGCCUCCUCUGCUCCUCCUCUGCCUCCUCUCUCUGCCUCCUCUGCCUCCUCUCCUCCUCCUCUGCCUCCUCUGCCUCCUCUGCCUCCUCUGCCUCCUCUGCCUCCUCUCCUCUGCUCCUCUGCCUCCUCUCUGCCUCCUCUGCCUCCUCUGCCUCCUCUGCCUCCUCUCUCCUCUGCUCUCCUCUGCCUCCUCUGCCUCCCCUCUCCUCCUCUGCCUCCUGCCUCCUCUGCUCCUCUGCCUCUCCUCUCCUCUGUCUCCUCUGCCUCCUCCUCUGCCUCCUCCUCUGCCUCCUCCUCUGCCUCCUCCUCUGCCUCCUCCUCUGCUCCCUCUCCCUCCUCCUCCUCUGUCUCCUCUGCCUCCUCCUCUGCCUCCUCCUCUGCUCCUCUCCUCCUCCUGCCUCCUCUCUCUGCUCCUCUGCCUCCUCUGCCUCCUCUCCCUCCUCUGCCUCCUCCUCUGCCUCCUCCUCUGCCUCCUCCUCUGCCUCCUCCUCUGCCUCCUCUGCCUCCUCUGCCUCCUCUGCCUCCUCUGCCUCCUCUGCCUCCUCCUCUGCCUCCUCUGCCUCCUCUGCCUCCUCUGCCUCCUCUGCCUCCUCUGCCUCCUCUGUCUCCUCUGCCUCCUCUGCCUCCUCUGCCUCCUCUGCCUCCUCUGCCUCCUCUGCCUCCUCUGUCUCCUCUGCCUCCUCUGCCUCCUCUGCCUCCUCUGCCUCCUCUGUCUCCUCUGUCUCCUCUGCCUCCUCUGCCUCCUCUGCCUCCUCUGCCUCCUCUGCCUCCUCUGUCUCCUCUGCCUCCUCUGCCUCCUCUGCCUCCUCUGCCUCCUCUGCCUCCUCCUCCUCUGCCUCCUCCUCUGCCUCCUCCUCUGCCUCCUCCUCUGCCUCCUCCUCUGCCUCCUCUGCCUCCUCUGCCUCCUCUGUCUCCUCUGCCUCCUCUGCCUCCUCCUCUGCCUCCUCUGCCUCCUCCUCUGCCUCCUCUGCCUCCUCUGCCUCCUCUGCCUCCUCUGCCUCCUCUGCCUCCUCUGCCUCCUCUGUCUCCUCUGCCUCCUCUGCCUCCUCUGCCUCCUCUGUCUCCUCUGCCUCCUCCUCUGCCUCCUCCUCUGCCUCCUCCCUGCCUCCUCUGCCUCCUCUGCCUCCUCUGCCUCCUCUGUCUCCUCUGCCUCCUCUGCCUCCUCUGCCUCCUCUGCCUCCUCUGUCUCCUCUGCCUCCUCUGCCUCCUCUGCCUCCUCUGCCUCCUCUGCCUCCUCUGCCUCCUCUGCCUCCUCCUCUGCCUCCUCCUCUGCCUCCUCCUCUGCCUCCUCCUCUGCCUCCUCCUCUGCCUCCCUGCCUCCUCUGCCUCCUCUGCCUCCUCUGCCUCCUCCUGUCUCCUCUGCCUCCUCUGUCUCCUCUGUCUCCUCUGCCGCCUCCUCCUCUGCCUCCUCCUCUGCCUCCUCUGCCUCCUCUGCCUCCUCUGCCUCCUCUGUCUCCUCUGUCUCCUCUGCCUCCUCUGCCUCCUCUGCCUCCUCUGCCUCCUCUGCCUCCUCUGCCUCCUCUGCCUCCUCUGUCUCCUCUGUCUCCUCUGCCUCCUCCUCUGCCUCCUCCUCUGCCUCCUCUCCUCCUCCUGUCCUCCUCUGCCUCCUCUGCCUCCUCCUCUGCCUCCUCCUCUGCCUCCUCCUCUGCCUCCUCCUCUGCCUCCUCCUCUGCCUCCUCCUCUGUCUCCUCUGCCUCCUCUGCCUCCUCUGUCUCCUCUGCCUCCUCCUCUGCCUCCUCCUCUGCCUCCUCCUCUGCCUCCUCUGCCUCCUCUGCCUCCUCUGCCUCCUCUGCCUCCUCUGCCUCCUCCUCUGCCUCCUCUGCCUCCUCUGCCUCCUCUGCCUCCUCUGCCUCCUCUGCCUCCUCUGUCUCCUCUGUCUCCUCUGCCUCCUCUGCCUCCUCUGCCUCCUCUGCCUCCUCUGCCUCCUCUGUCUCCUCUGCCUCCUCUGCCUCCUCUGCCUCCUCUGCCUCCUCUGUCUCCUCUGUCUCCUCUGCCUCCUCUGCCUCCUCUGCCUCCUCUGCCUCCUCUGCCUCCUCUGUCUCCUCUGCCUCCUCUGCCUCCUCUGCCUCCUCUGCCUCCUCUGCCUCCUCUGCCUCCUCUGCCUCCUCCUCUGCCUCCUCCUCUGCCUCCUCCUCUGCCUCCUCCUCUGCCUCCUCCUCUGCCUCCUCCUCUGUCUCCUCUGCCUCCUCUGCCUCCUCUGUCUCCUCUGCCUCCUCUGCCUCCUCCUCUGCCUCCUCUGCCUCCUCUGCCUCCUCUGCCUCCUCUGCCUCCUCUGCCUCCUCCUCUGCCUCCUCUGCCUCCUCUGCCUCCUCUGCCUCCUCUGCCUCCUCUGCCUCCUCUGCCUCCUCUGCCUCCUCCUCUGCCUCCUCUGCCUCCUCUGCCUCCUCUGCCUCCUCUGCCUCCUCUGCCUCAUGGAGGAAUAUACUAG
Messenger RNA from Knipowitschia caucasica, 6528 nucleotides. Lineage: Eukaryota; Metazoa; Chordata; Actinopteri; Gobiiformes; Gobiidae. The record is from the annotation of a GenBank genome assembly.